AUGAGUUUCAAACUGGCUUUUAUAAGCAAAAAUAUCAUAUGUGAAGGGUAAAUUCCAUUCAGUUCUCGUCAGCCUCUUCAUGGGUUUAUUUUGGUAGAAGACGGCAUAAUUUCCCAAAUACUCCCUUAUGACAAAGAUACCUAUGAUUUUCUUAUGGAACAAUAUCUAGUUGAAGAUCUAGGCGAUCUUUUUAUAUCUCCCGGGCUGAUAGAUUUAAAUGUCACCUUUGGAUACGAAGGAUCAUCAGUUACAACAAAGGCUGGAUUAUGUGGAGGAGUUACAUGCAUUUCUACAACAGACAGACUUGAUGGCGAAAUCUACACUGAUAUCGCUCCUUUACUCCAAAUUUCAGACGAUAAGAUCGGCGAAAUUCCAAGCCUCCUCAAUAGUAACAUUUUUGGGUUAAAAGCAUUUUUAGUGCCACAAGGCCCAGAAUCUCAAAUUUUAACGAAAGUUGAAGAAGCUCUUAGAGAAACUAAUGGAAAUUUGCCAAUUUUUGUGCAUCCAGAGUUCACGACUCAUAAAGAGCUGCUAGAAAACACCCCUUUUCAUAUGGUAAUUCCUGAGGAAAGAGGUCUGACGCCUUCAGAAUUCAAAAUUGAGGAAUUUCCCGAAAAUGAAUUUUCAAGCUCAAGCAGUGAUGAUGAAAUAGAGCCAUUUGAUUAUUCCCCUGACAGUACCCCUACAACUAAAGAUAUUGGUGGAAUCCGUAGAACUUCUUUUAAAAUUCCCGUUAUAAUUUCUCCAUUUGAGAUAUUACCAAAUAGAAGCCCUGAAAAAAAGCGCGGGUCAUUGCCUAAUGUUUUCAGUGUCAUUCAAAAUCAUAGUUUUUCUGAAGAAAUAAAAACUUGUCCUAAUAAAGUUAGAGGAAAACGGCAUUCAAUAUUAUGCACUUUAGGUAAUCAAAAUAAGCCAAUUCCUCCACAAGAUUUUCCGUUUAUGAAAAGAGGCAGUAUAAGCUCAGAAUCUUAUAAAAAUUAUGCGAAAACCUUUCCAGAGUCAUGAGAAGCCGAAGCUGUUGAGAAAGUUCUGAGCUUAAAUAUCAAAGCAAAAAUCCAUUUUACUAAUGUUUGCUCUAAUAAAGCAAUAGAAUUGAUAAGAAAUUAUAGGGAUUCUUAUCCAAAUUUGACGUGCGAGACUUCAUUGCCUUAUUUAUUUUUUUCAAAUAUUGAUGUUAAACCAGGAGAUACACGCUAUAAGGUAAACCCUCCUAUUAGAGAUGGCGGAAAUUAUAACCUUCUAUGGGACUCUUUAAAAUUAAGGUAUAUUGAUUGUAUAUCAAGCUACCAUCAACCUGUAGCCCCUCCUCAAAAAUUUUUAGGGGAUUUUAAAAGAGCAGUUAAUGGAGUUUCAAGCAUGGGGUAUUUGCUUCAAGCAAUAUGGACGAGGCUAAAAGCAGAUGUCAGAGAAGAUAAUGAGAAAUCAUUUUUGGUGUUAUUAUCACAAUGGCUUUCUCAAACCCCUGCUGAAAUCUUAGGGCUAAAGAGUAAAGGAUCGAUUUCAGCUGGCAAAGAUGCAGAUUUGGUUAUAUGGGAUCCUUAUCAAAAAUUUAUAGUAAAACCUAAUGAAAAUAUUUCUUCAGAAAUGUCACCGUUGAUGGGAGAAGAGCUCUAUGGGAAAAUCAUGAGAACCUAUGUUAGAGGAAAAUUAGCGUUCAAUGAUAAUUCUGGAGUAAUAUGUGCAGUUGGAGAGGUAUUAAGGAGAAAAAAUUAUUAA
Blepharisma stoltei is the source of this 1716-nucleotide messenger RNA. Lineage: Eukaryota; Ciliophora; Heterotrichea; Heterotrichida; Blepharismidae. The record is from the annotation of a GenBank genome assembly.